Adineta ricciae is the source of this 1176-nucleotide messenger RNA. Lineage: Eukaryota; Metazoa; Rotifera; Eurotatoria; Adinetida; Adinetidae. The record is from the annotation of a GenBank genome assembly.
AUGUCUCAUCAUAUAAAGACAGGUCAUCUACGUUAUUUUCAUAAGGGUUUAUUGUCGAAAAAGUGGAAAGAUUAUUAUUUUGUACUUUUUGACGAUUCAACCUUGCAAUGGUUUGAGAAACAAACUGAUCGCAAACCUGAAGGAGGAAUACGCAUUCGUGAUAUAGCGCAAAAUCUUUGCGUCGGACCUUAUACACGAUGUUUACCGAAUCGACCGCCUUUUCCUCGACCGACUGAUGAAGCUAACCUGAUUGCAUUGCCGCGUUCAACACCUGGACAUCACGAUCAGGAAAUUGUCUGGAUUCUUUGUAACGAUGUUACCCAUCUCAAUGAUUGGAUGAAAGCAAUCGUUUCUACAUUGCCACCACCACCGCAACCGCCGUCUCAACAACAGGGAGAUAAUAUUCGACCAUCAGCACCACCAGCAUCAGGUCCUCCUCCGCCAUAUUCUGCGUCGGGUUCUUAUCCUCGUCCACAACAACAGUCGAUGUAUCCCAAUCUACCAGGUAAUCAAUCACAACAACCACAAUACCGUGCACCAUACGGUGGCUCAGGGGCAUCAAGUAGUCAACAGCCUGGUUACAAUCAUACAACAGUCGUCGUACAACCAUCACCAACUUAUGCUGGUUCAGGAGGCGGUUACGGUGGAUAUCGGGGAGGUGGCGGAAGUUCAUUAGCUGGUGUUGGACUUGGUUUAGCUGGUGGAGCAUUACUUGGUGGUGCUCUUGGAUAUGCAUGGGGUGGCGGAUUCGGUGGCCAUGGAGGCUGGGGCUAUGGCAUGGGACCAUCUGGAUAUUAUGGUGGUGGUGGUUAUGGUGGCUAUGGUGGUUGGGGCGCUGGUAACGACACGACCAUUAUAAAUAAUUACUAUGAUAAUGAUACUACCAACAACUACAAUAACGAUACAACAAACAAUGAUUAUACAAAUUAUAACGACAAUGAUUACCAACAGUCGAACAGUUUUGACUAUGAUACAAAUAAUGGUCAGAAUGACAACGACUAUGGAGCUGGAUCGGAUAGUUACGGUGGUGGUGGAGAUUACGGCGGGGGUGAUGAUUUUGGCGGAGGCGAUUAUGGAGGCGAUAAUGACUAUGGCGGUGGAGAUUUUGGCGGCGGAGAUUUUGGUGGCGGAGAUUUUGGUGGUGGUGGUGACUUUGGUGGAGGCGGCGAUUGGUGA